AUGACCGUUUUCAGUAGUUUGAGAGUCUGUGCCUUGAUCUGGUGGGUGGACGAGUCGGAGUUGAGAAUCAGCUCGGCGGUCUGCAUGAUCCUCAUGGAAACACCACCCUCAAAGAACUGUUCCUCCGGGAUCAAGUCGUCAAACAGGUCCUGCAACACGCCCAAGGAGCCCAACACCUGGCUCGGAGUGCUCUUCGUGUCGGUGACCAUGUCGUACAGAUUGGACAGCAACGACGGCCACUCGUCCGGGUAG
Messenger RNA from Ogataea philodendri, 252 nucleotides. RefSeq lists its product as uncharacterized. The record is from RefSeq and is a predicted model, not a curated record. The transcript has a single exon. Bases 1 to 252 code for a protein of 83 amino acids. NCBI's taxonomy places the organism in Eukaryota, Fungi, Ascomycota, Pichiomycetes, Pichiales, Pichiaceae.